Exophiala aquamarina CBS 119918 is the source of this 816-nucleotide messenger RNA. RefSeq lists its product as uncharacterized. The transcript has a single exon. The record is from RefSeq and is a predicted model, not a curated record. NCBI's taxonomy places the organism in Eukaryota, Fungi, Ascomycota, Eurotiomycetes, Chaetothyriales, Herpotrichiellaceae. Gene Ontology annotation, cellular component: transcription factor TFIID complex; SAGA complex. Bases 1 to 816 code for a protein of 271 amino acids. Gene Ontology annotation, molecular function: RNA polymerase II general transcription initiation factor activity; transcription coactivator activity; protein heterodimerization activity. Gene Ontology annotation, biological process: DNA-templated transcription initiation; RNA polymerase II preinitiation complex assembly.
AUGAGCUCGCCGGCCAACCCUCCCGGACCUCUCACACCUCCAGCAGAACCUUCGACACAACAACAAACUCAAAGCACACUGCCUUCUCAAACCACUGCGCAGCCACAAGUAGAAGCAUUGCUAUCACAACCCCUCACCUCCCUCUCCGACAAUGGUAGCUCUCGAAGACCACGAGACCAUCGUCUAAUCCAUCUGCUACUGGUGUCCCACGGCAUAGUCGCAUAUCAACAACGGGUGCCCUUACAACUUAUGGACUUCGCGUAUCGAUAUACCAGCACCGUUCUCACGGAUGCACUCUACAUUCAGUCGGAGGCAUAUGACCAAGCGGACGGCGGCACCCAAACAAAAGGCCGAGGCGCAAAGCAAAACCAAAAGCAGUUGGAAGAGGGAGACAUUAGCAUAGCCGCCCUACGCAUGGCCAUUGGCUCGAAAGUCGGCCAUCAAUUUCAAGGCAGCCUCCCCAAGGAGUUCCUCAAAACCCUGGCCGAUGAACGGAAUCGAAUAUCACUCACUUCGCAGGCGAAGGACGGAGAUAAAGGCGGCCCGAUGGUGGGCGGGCUCAAGCUUCCCCAUGAGAAAUACUGCCUGUCUGGCGUGGGAUGGGGUCUGAAGGACGAAUGGGACAGUGAAGGCGAGGAAAGUCCCGAUGACGAUGAAGAACAGCCCGAAGACCGACCCGAACCCGAAGACCUCAUGAUGGAAGAUGGCGGAGGAGGUGACGGUGAUGAAGAGGGCAUGGGCAAUAUUGAAGAUGUCUUUGGACCUGAUGAUGGCAAAGGUGACAAGGACGGAGAUGAGGAAAUGGAAGACUUAUGA